This is a messenger RNA of Meriones unguiculatus (Mongolian gerbil), 16005 nucleotides long. It is a transcript of the gene Sspo, whose product is annotated as SCO-spondin. Gene Ontology annotation, molecular function: protein binding. Lineage: Eukaryota; Metazoa; Chordata; Mammalia; Rodentia; Muridae. The transcript is spliced from 104 exons. Gene Ontology annotation, cellular component: extracellular matrix. The record is from RefSeq and is a predicted model, not a curated record. The coding region runs from base 1 to 15513 and encodes 5170 amino acids.
AUGCUGGAGCCUCUCCUAUGCCUGGACAGGCGCUGGUGUGAGCAGACAGAGACCAUCCUUGUGGAAGAGGAAGUAACUCCUCGUCAGGAGGACCUGGUACCCUGCACCAGUUUGUACCAUUAUAGCCAGCUAGGCUGGCGGCUGGACCUGCCCUGGAGUGGCCGUGCAGGGCUCACUGGGCCCCCAGCACCUGGGCUCUGUGCCAUCUACAAACCCCCGGAAACCCGGCCUGCUACUUGGAACCGGACGGUGAGGGCUUGCUGUCCAGGAUGGGGGGGUGCUCACUGCGCAGAUGCCCUUGCCGAAGCCAGCCCUAAAGGCCAGUGCUUUGUCACAUGGCAGUGCCAACCUCUAGCAGGCUCAGCUAAUUCUACGGCAGGAAGCCUGGAGGAAUGCUGUGCCCAACCCUGGGGGCACAGCUGGUGGGACAGCAAAUCCCAGAUGUGUCUCAGCUGUUCUGGUCAGCACCUUCCAGGCAAUGCUUCCUCUGAAGCCCUCCUGCAGCCCCUGGCAGGGGCUGUAGGCCAGCUCUGGAGCCAGCGCCAGCGUCCCUUGGCCACCUGUUUCACCUGGUCCGGCUUCCACUACCAAACCUUUGACGGCCGUCACUACCACUUCCUGGGCCAAUGCACCUACUUGCUAGCUGGUGCUAUGGAUUCCACCUGGGCUGUCCACCUCAGGCCUAGGGUCCACUGUAGCCAACCUGGACACUGCGGGCUGGUUCAGGUAAUGAUGGGUCCUGAGGAGGUGUUGAUUAAACAUGGAGAGGUCUCUGUGAAUGGCCAACCAGUGCCUGUUGGGGAGCCUCGGCUGCUCCACGGGCUGAGCCUGCAGUGGCAGGGGGACUGGCUGGUGCUCUCCGGGGGACUGGGGGUUGUUGUGAGACUGGACAGGUCCAGUUCCAUCUCCAUCUCCGUGGACUAUGAAUUCUGGGGACAGACGCAGGGCCUCUGUGGGCUUUACAAUGGCCGGCCAGAGGAUGACUUUGUGGAGCCAGGAGGGGGGCUGGCUAUGCUGGCUUCCACCUUUGGGAACUCAUGGAAGCUCCCUGGCUCUGAGCCUGGGUGUCUGGAUGCAGUGGAGGUGGCCCGGGGCUGUGAGGGCCUCCUGGAAGGCACACAGGCCGGCUUGGAAGCUGGCAAGCUUCAAGCUCAAGCUCAGGACGUGUGCCACCAACUACUGGAGGAUCCAUUCUGGCAGUGUCACGGACAGGUUCCCCCAGAUGAGUACCAUGAGACCUGCCUCUUCGCCUACUGUGUUGGAGCCGCAGCAGGCAGUGGCCCAGAGGGGCAACUGGAAGCUGUAUGUGCCACCUUUGCCAACUAUGCCCAGGCCUGUGCCAGGCAGGACAUCUAUGUGCACUGGAGGAAGCCUGGCUUCUGUGAACACCCGUGUCCAGGGGGCCAGCUCUACUCUGAUUGUGUCUCAUCCUGCCCACCCAGCUGCUCAGCAGUAGCCCAGGGCGAGGAGGGGCCUUGUGGGAAAGAAUGUGUGAGUGGCUGUGAGUGUCCGACAGGCCUCUUCUGGGAUGGUGCCCUCUGUGUGCCUGCUGCCCGCUGCCCCUGCUACCACCGGCGCCAGCGCUACGCCCCUGGUGACACCGUGAACCAGCAGUGCAACCCUUGUGUGUGUCAGGAUGGCCGCUGGCACUGUGCCCAGGCCCUGUGCCCUGCUGAGUGUGCAGUGGGCGGUGAUGGGCAUUACAUCACCUUUGAUGGGCGGAGCUUCUCCUUCAGGGGCCAUCCAUCCUGCCACUACAGCCUGGUGCAGGACUCUGGGAAAGGCCAGCUGCUGGUUGUGUUGGAACAUGGGUCCUGUGACACUGGAAGCUGCCUUCAUGCCCUCUCUGUCUUCCUGGGGAACACCCACAUUCAGCUCAGAUCCUCAGGAGCAGUGCUGGUGGACGGGCGGGAUGUGGACUUGCCCUGGAUCGCUGCUGAGGGCUUCAAUGUUUCCCACGCCUCUUCUACGUUCUUGCUGUUGCGCUGGCCCGGGGCCUGGGUUCUCUGGGGAGUGGCUGACCCUGCAGCAUACAUCACCCUGGACCCCCGUCAUGCCUACCAGGUGCAGGGUCUGUGUGGCACCUUCACCUGGAAGCAGCAGGAUGACUUUGUGACACCCGCUGGAGACAUAGAGACCAGUGUCACAGCCUUUGCCAGCAAGUUCCAAGUGUCAGGUGAUGGACGGUGCCCCUUGGCGGACAACACGUCGCUGCCCUCCUGCAGCACCUACUCCCAGCGCCUUACUUUCGCAGAGGCAGCCUGUGCCAUCCUGCACGACCCCACCUUUCAGGCAUGUCAUGGGCUAGUAGACAGGGAACCAUUCCGACUGAGGUGUUUGGAGGCUGUGUGUGGCUGUGCCCCUGGCAGGGACUGCCUGUGCUCCGUGCUCUCUGCCUAUGCACGCUGCUGCGCCCAGGAGGGUGUCCUGCUCCAAUGGAGAAAUGGGACCCUGUGCCCUGUCCUGUGCCCUGGUGGCCAGGAGUACCAGGAGUGUGCCCCAGUGUGUGGUCACCGUUGUGGGGAUCCAGAAGAUUGUAAAGAGCUUGGCAUCUGUGUGGCUGGCUGUAACUGUCCCCCGGGGCUGCUGUGGGACCAUGAGGGCCAGUGUGUCCCGCCCGGCCUGUGCCACUGUCAGCUUGGAGGCCGUCAUCACGCCUUUGGCACCACCGCCACUAUGAAAGGCUGCAACCACUGUGUCUGCCAGGAGAGGGGCCUCUGGAACUGCACAGCCCUCCACUGCCCCCCACAGCGGGCACUCUGCCCCCAGGACCUCAUCUAUGCUCCUGGUGCGUGCCUUCUCACCUGUGACAGCCUCAGUGUCAACUAUUCCUGUCUGGCUGGAAGCACUGACGGCUGUGUCUGUCCCCCGGGCACUGUGCUGCUGGACAAGCGCUGUGUGCCUCCUGAUCUUUGUCCCUGUCGUCACAAUGGGCAAUGGUACCCACCCAACGCUACCAUCCAGGAAGACUGCAGCGUUUGUGUGUGCCGGGGCCAGCGGUGGCAGUGCACAGGUCAGAGGUGCAGCGGAUGGUGCCAGGCAUCUGGCGCCCCCCACUAUGUGACAUUCGAUGGGCUGGGCCUCACCUUUCCUGGGGCCUGCGAGUACCUGCUGGUGAGAGAGGCUGGUGGCCGCUUCAGUGUCUCCAUCCAGAACCUGCCUUGCGGGGCCAGCGGCCUCACGUGUACCAAGGCGUUGGCUGUGCGUCUGGACAGCACUGUCGUGCACAUGCUUAGAGGCCAGGCAGUAACAGUGAAUGGAGUAAGCAUAAAGCUCCCCAAAGUCUACACAGGCCCCGGGCUGAGCCUGCACCACGCUGGCCUCUUCCUGCUGUUGACGACGCGCCUGGGUCUCACGCUGCUCUGGGACGGAGGCACUCGGGUUCUGGUACAGCUGUCCCCCCACUUCCAUGGUCGUGUGUCUGGGCUGUGUGGGAACUUUGAUGGUGAUGCCGGCAAUGACCUGCGGAGCCGCCAAGGAGUCCUGGAGCCCACGGCAGAGCUGGCUGCCCACUCCUGGCGCCUCAACCCACUGUGCCCUGAGCCAGGAGAUCUGCCACACCCCUGUUUGGUGAAUGCCCAUCGGGCGAACUGGGCCCGGGCCCGCUGUGGGGUGAUACUGCAGCCACUCUUUGCCCCAUGCCACACAGAGGUGCCCCCACAGCAGCACUAUGAGUGGUGUGUGUAUGACGCCUGCGGGUGUGACACAGGGGGUGACUGUGAAUGCCUCUGCUCAGCCAUUGCCGCGUAUGCCGAGGAGUGUGCCCGGCACAGACAUCCUGUGCGUUGGCGCAGCCAGGAACUCUGCCCCCUACAGUGUGAAGGAGGUCAGGUAUAUGAAGCCUGUGGUUCUCCAUGUCCCCCCACCUGCCAUGACCAUCAUCCCGAGCCCAGAUGGCACUGCCAGGCUGUUGCUUGUGUGGAAGGCUGCUUCUGCCCCGAGGGGACGCUGCUGCAUGGAGGCGCCUGUGUGGAGCUGGCUGCCUGUCCCUGCGAGUCGGGGGGAGGUUUCUUCCCACCAGGGACUGUGCUGCAAAAGGACUGUGGAAACUGCACGUGUCAGGAAAGUCAGUGGCACUGUGAAGGUGCCGGUGCGCCGUGUGAGGAGACGGAAUCUGGCUGUGCGGAAGGAGAGGCACUGUGCGGAGAGAGUGGGCGCUGCGUGCCACUUGGGUGGCUUUGCGACAACCAGGACGACUGCGGUGACGGUUCAGAUGAGGAGGGCUGUGCCACCUCGGGCUGUGGGGAGGGGCAGAUAGCUUGCCAGUCUGGCCACUGCCUGCCCCUGUCCCUGCUCUGUGAUGGGCAGGAUGACUGUGGAGAUGGCACAGAUGAGCGGGGGUGCCUGUGUCCCCUUGGCUCUCUGGCCUGUGCUGACGGCCGCUGCCUGCCGCCGGCCCUGUUGUGUGAUGGCCACCCUGACUGUCUGGAUGGUGCAGAUGAAGAGUCCUGUCUGGGGCAGGCAAGCUGCAUCUCUGGAGAGGUAUCUUGUGUUGACGGCACGUGCAUUAGGACCACCCAGCUGUGCGAUGGAGUUUGGGACUGCCCAGAUGGAGCUGAUGAGGGACCUGGCUACUGCUCUCUGCCAUCUCUGCCUACUCCCCCCGCUGACAUUGGGCAGAACCCUUCCACCAGCUCCCUGGAUAUGGCACCGAGUCCUACGGGUAGUGCCAGCCCUGCAUUCCCCUGCGGCCUCUUUGAGUUCCGGUGCAGCAGUGGAGAAUGCACGCCUCAGGGCUGGCGCUGUGACCAGGAGGAAGACUGCACAGAUGGCAGUGAUGAGCUGGGCUGUGGGCCCUGCCUGCUGUCCCAGGUGCCCUGUGCCCACAGCCCACACUGCGUGUCUCCGGAACAGUUGUGUGAUGGCGAAACACAGUGCCCUGAUGGUUCAGAUGAGGACCCCAAUGCUUGCGGUUCUACCCAGCUGCCAUCAUGCCAUGGCCUUUUCUCCUGUGCCUUGGCUCCCUGGAGGUGCCUGAACCCCAAGCAACUCUGUGAUGGGAUUCCUGACUGUCCCCAGGGCGAAGAUGAGCUGGACUGUGAGGAGCUGUCAGCCCCAGGAGGCCCUAACAGGACAGGAGUCCCCUGCCCAGAAUUCUCCUGCCCAAAUGGCACCUGCAUUGAUUUCCUGCUGGUUUGCGAUGGGAAUCCAGACUGUGAAUUGGCAGAUGAAGCAGAGCUCUCCCUGGAUGAGCAGGGUUGUGGGGCUUGGGGCUCCUGGGGUCCAUGGGAGCCAUGCAGUCAGACCUGCGGGUCUGGCACACAGGGGCGGAAUCGACACUGCUCUACACCCGAUCUCCCAGUGCUACAGAACUGCCCAGGCCUGCAGCACCAGUCACAGGCCUGCUUCACCGAGGCCUGCCCAGUGGACGGUGAAUGGGGUUCCUGGUCUCCCUGGUCUCCGUGUUCUGAACCCUGUGGGGGCACCAUGAUGCGGCAUCGGCAGUGCCACCCACCUCAGAACGGGGGCAAGGACUGUGCGCUACUGCCUGAGAGCCCUGGUAGCACCCACCAGACCAAUCCCUGUCCCCAGGAAGGCUGCCCCAAUGCCACUUGCUUCGGGCAGUUGGUAUUCAGGCCCUGUGCUCCCUGCCCUUUGACUUGUGAUGACAUUUCUGGUCAGGCUAUGUGCCCACCUGACAGGGCCUGCAGCAGCCCAGGUUGCUGGUGCCCAGAAGGGCAGGUGCUGGGCACUGAGGGGCUGUGUGUGAGGCCCAGUCAAUGCCCCUGCCUGGUGGAUGGUAUCCGUUACUGGCCUGGGCAACGCAUCAAGAUGGGCUGCCAGCUCUGCUUUUGCCAGGAUGGCCGACCACGUCGCUGCAGGCCCAAUCCAGAAUGUGCUGUGGAUUGUGGCUGGUCUUCCUGGUCCCCCUGGGCAGAGUGCCUGGGCCCCUGCAGCAGCGAGAGCCUCCAGUGGUCCUUCCGGAGCCCCAACAACCCACGCCUCUCUGGCCGCGGUCGCCAGUGCCGUGGUAUCCACCGCAAAGCCCGCAGGUGCCAGACGGAGUCUUGUGAGGGCUGUGAGCAGUGGGGCCUCAUGCACCGUGUCGGGGAGCGCUGGCGUGGGGGCCCCUGCGUGGUGUGUGAGUGUCUGCACGGGGCUAUCACACGCUGCUCCCCCUACUGCCCCCUGGGCGGCUGCCCCCAGGGCUGGGUCCUGGUGGAGGGCAUGGGAGAAUCGUGCUGCCACUGUGCGCUGCCUGGAAAGAACCAGACAUCGGUCCCCAUGGCCACUCCUGGCUCCACCCUCAGCCCGGAACCCGGAGCCCCUCUCGUCACCCAUGUCCUGCCUCCCGUGGGAGAUGCCUGCUAUUCUCCCCUGGGCCUGGUCCGACUGCCCAUGAGGGCACCUUCCCAGCACCCGGAACCCACCGCCUGGGCUGCCACCGUGGGAGCUCCCAUGGUGGAGCCUGGCCCUGGAGAGGGUGCUUAUGCUGAGUGGCACACCCAGCCACUCUACCUGCAGCUGGACCUGCUGCAGCCUCGGAACCUAACUGGCAUCAUGGUGCAGCGGGCUGGCUCCUCUGCUGCUUACGUCACCAGCUUGUCCUUCCAGUUCAGCAGUGAUGGCCUACAGUGGCAUGACUAUCUCCACUCUCUGCCUCGUACCCUGCGUCCACCCACGCUUUCCCCGGAGAGCUGGAACCAUACGGCCCCUGAGGUAUGGACAUUCGGCCAGAUGGUACAAGCGAGGUACGUCCGGGUGUGGCCACACAACGGCCACCACAGCAGCAGCGACGAGCGCAGUAUCUUUCUGCGGGUGGAGCUGCUGGGCUGUAAGCCACGUGAAGUGUCCCCAUCGGCACCCCCAUGUCCGGGGACCAGGCACCGCUGUGCCAGCGGUGAGUGUGCCCUGCAGGGUGGACCUUGUGAUGGUACUGCGGACUGUGAGGAUGGCUCUGAUGAGGAGGGCUGCGCGCCCCUUCACGGAGGGACCACUAGCAGAGUCCAUUCCACAGCCAGGACCCAAGCCCUCUCCUCCGCUCAGCCUGGAAAGUUUCCGUCCCAGCCCAGGGAGGUUCCGGCAGACAUGGAGUACCAGCAGCCCGAUCAGGAGUUAUCCAUACCUAGUACAGAGCAAUCCAUGCAGACAGUGACCACCGUCUCCACCCUUCCUCCUGGCGCCAAGAGCCUACACCCAGGAAUGGCUGCUGUGACGGUGCGUCCCCCAUACUCAGUCACGCCAGGAACUCCUGUUGGCCGAAGCGUCACCCCCAGGCCCUUCCCACCCACGCACUGUGACCCUGGGCAGAUGCCCUGUAAUGUGCUGGGCUGUGUGGCACAGGAGCGGCUGUGUGACGGGACGGAGGACUGUCUUGAUGGCUCCGAUGAGCAGCACUGCGCAAGUGCUUGGCCCUUCACUGUGCCCACCACUGCCCUCCCUGGGUUGCCAGCCUCAAGGGCCCUUUGCUCCUCAAGUCAGCUGAGCUGUGGCAGUGGGGAAUGCCUGCCCCGUGAGCAGCGCUGUGACCUGCAACUGAACUGCCAGGAUGGCUCUGAUGAGGACAACUGUGUGGACUGUGUGUUGGCACCUUGGUCUGGCUGGAGCGACUGCAGCCGCAGCUGUGGCCUGGGCCUCAUCUUCCAACGCCGGGAGCUCCUGAGACCUCCUCUGCCUGGAGGCAGCUGUCUGAUGGACCAGCUCCGUAGCCAGUCCUGCUUCGUACAAGCCUGCCCAGUGGCUGGGGCGUGGGCAGAGUGGGGACCCUGGGAGCCCUGCAGUGUCUCCUGUGGAGGUGGCCACCAGAGUCGCCAGAGGAGCUGUGUGGACCCCCCACCCAAGAAUGGUGGUGACCCCUGCCCUGGGCCGUCCCAUGAGAGGGUGCCCUGCAGCUUGCAGCUCUGCCCAGGUGACACAGACUGUGAGCCAGGCCGCGUACAUGUGAGUGCUGAGCUGUGCCAGAAGGGACUCGUACCCCCAUGUCCACCCUCCUGCCUGGACCCUGAAGGCAACAGGAACUGCAGCGGGCACUGUAUGGAAGGAUGCCGCUGCCCUCCUGGGCUCCUCCUCCAGGACUCUCGCUGCUUGCCUCUCUCUGAAUGCCCCUGCCUGGUAGGCCAGGACCUGAGGCAGCCCAGGUUGCCCUUCCUGCUGGACAACUGCAGCCAAUGCACGUGUGAGAAUGGGAUACUGCGGUGUAAGCCAGGGGGCUGCGCCCAGUCCUGUGGCUGGUCUUCCUGGUCCCCUUGGACUCCCUGUGAUCGCUCCUGUGGCUCUGGAGUGAGGGCCAGGUUCAGGUCCCCCUCCAACCCUCCUGUGGCGUUUGGAGGUGCCCCGUGUGAAGGUGACAGGCAGGAGCUGCAGGCCUGCUUCACAGGGUGUGGGACAGAGAUACCAGGCUGGACGCCUUGGAUGUCCUGGUCCUCCUGCUCCCAGAGCUGCCUUGUCCCCGGGGGAGACCCUGGCUGGAGGCAGCGUUCUCGGCUGUGCCCUAGCUCCAGGGAUAUACUCUGUCCUGGAGAAGCCACCCAGGAGGAGCCCUGCAGCCUGCCUGUGUGCCCAGUGCCAAGUGCCUGGGGACUGUGGGCUUCCUGGUCCACCUGCUCAGCCUCCUGCAAUGGCGGCACCCAGACUCGUGGGCGAAGCUGCUCUGGCUUUGCUCUUGGGAACCCUGUGUGCCCGGGACCCCACACUCAGACCAGAGACUGCAACAUGCAUCCGUGCGCAGCCCGGUGCCCAGGAAACAUGGUGUUCCGCUCAGCAGAGCAGUGUCACAAGGAGGGGGGUCCGUGCCCCCAGUUGUGCCUGGCGCAGGACCCCGGGGUGGAGUGCACCGGCUCCUGUGCCCCAGGCUGCAGCUGUCCUCCUGGUCUCUUCCUGCACAAUGCGAGCUGCCUGCCCCGCAGCCGGUGCCCCUGCCAGCUGAAUGGGCAGCUCUAUGCGCCGGGAGCAGCGGCUCGCCUGGACUGCAACAACUGCACCUGCAUCUCUGCUGAAAUGGUGUGCACGUCGGAGCUCUGUCCAGUGGCCUGUGGCUGGAGCCCCUGGACGCCGUGGAGUCCGUGCAGCCGAAGCUGUGACGUGGGUAUUCGACGGCGCUUCAGAGCAGGCUCCGCACCGCCAGCUGCCUUUGGGGGUGCCGAAUGCCAAGGCCCCAACAUAGACGCUGAGUUCUGCAGUUUGAGGCCAUGCCGCGGACCUGGUGCACAGUGGGGUUCCUGGACUCCAUGCUCAGUGCCCUGUGGCGGUGGCUACAGAAACCGCACUCAAGGCGGUGACCCACAUGCCCCCAUCGAGUUCUCUGCCUGCAGCCUGCAGCCCUGUGCAGGACCGGUGCCAGGUGUGUGUCCCAAAGGCCAGCAGUGGCUGGACUGUGCCCAGGGCCCGGCCUCCUGUGCCCAUCUCAGCACGCCUCGAGAGGCUAAUCAGACCUGCCACCCUGGCUGCUACUGCCUCUCUGGAAGGCUCCUGCUGAACGGUGUGUGUGUGCCUGCCCAGGACUGCCCCUGUGUCCACAGGGGGCGGCUUCACCCCCCAGGCAGCGCCUUGGUUUAUCCAUGUGAGAACUGCUCCUGCAUCUCUGGGCUCGUCACCAACUGCAGCUCCUGGCCUUGCGAGGAAGGGCAGCCUGCGUGGUCACCCUGGACCCCAUGGAGUGUGUGCUCAGCCUCCUGCAGCCCUGCCCGACGCCACCGGCACCGCUUCUGUGCCAGGACCCCCAGCAUGGCACCCUUCAGCCUGCCUCUGCUGACCACAGGGGCUGCCCCCACAGCCCUCUGCCCAGGCCCUGAGGCUGAGGAAGAGCCAUGCCUCCUGCCAGGAUGUGACCAAGCAGGCGGCUGGAGUCCUUGGGGCCCCUGGUCGGGCUGUAGUCGGAGCUGUGGAGGAGGCCUGCGGAGCCGGACUCGAGCCUGUGGCCAGCCACCACCCCAAGGCCUCGGGGAUUUCUGUGAGGGACCUCAGGCCCAGGGGGAGGCCUGCCAGGCUCAGCCAUGCCCAGUGACCAACUGCAGCACCAUUGAAGGGGCACAGUACAGCUCCUGUGGUCCCCCUUGUCCCCGCUCCUGUGACGACCUUGUGCACUGUGUGUGGCAUUGCCAGCCGGGCUGCUACUGUCCCCCGGGCAAGGUACUGAGUGCUGAUGGGACCAUCUGCGUGCAGCCCAGUCACUGCAGCUGCCUGGACCUGCUGACGGGGCAGCGCCACCAUCCAGGCACUCGGCUGAUGAAGCCUGAUGGCUGUAACCACUGCACCUGCAUGGAGGGGAAGCUCAACUGCACAGACAUGCCCUGCCAAGUGCCUGGAGGCUGGUGCCCGUGGUCAGAGUGGACAGCCUGCUCCCAGCCCUGCAGGGCCCAGACAAGAACGCGCUCCAGGGCCUGCAUCUGCCCUGCUCCCCAGCACGGGGGUGCCCCCUGCCCGGAGGAGGCAGGGGAAACAGGAGUGCAGCACCAAACGGAGGCCUGCCCUAACUCCACUGUGUGCCCAGUGGAUGGAGCCUGGAGCCCUUGGGGACCGUGGUCUCCCUGCGACAUGUGCCUGGGGCAGUCCCACCGGAGCCGGGCGUGCAGCCAUCCUCCCCCCUCUGACGGAGGCAGGCCUUGUCCUGGGGGCCACCAGCAGAGUCGCCCUUGUCGGAACAGUUCCGCCCCGUGCACAGACUGUGGAGGGGGACAGGAACUCUUACCUUGUGGGCAGCCUUGUCCUCGCUCCUGCCAGGACCUGUCCCUUGGCACCAUGUGCCAGCCAGGCUCAGCGGGCUGUCAGUCUGGCUGUGGGUGUCCCCCAGGCCAGCUCUCCCAGGAUGGGCUCUGUGUGCUCCCAGCUGAUUGUCACUGUCACUUCCAGCCAAGAGCCAUGGGGAUCCCUGAGAACCAGAGCCGGUCAAUAGGGUCCACACUCAGCUCCUGGGAGAGCCUGGAACCCGGACAGGUGGUGACUGGGCCCUGUGACAACUGCACCUGUGUGGCAGGCAUCCUGCAAUGCCAGGAGGUGCCCAGCUGCCCUGGUCCUGGGAUGUGGAGCUCCUGGGGGCCCUGGGAGACAUGCAGCGUCUCCUGUGGGGGAGGAGAGCAGCUACGUUCCAGGUACUGUGCGAGACCUCCCUGCCCCGGCCUGGCCAGACAGAGCCGAACUUGCCACACCCAGGUCUGCAGAGAGACAGGCUGCCCACUGGGCCGACUGUACCGUGAAUGCCAGCCCGGCGAGGGGUGCCCCUUCUCCUGUGCUCACAUCACGGGGCAGGUGGCCUGCUUCUCAGACAGCUGUGAGGAGGGAUGUCACUGCCCCGAGGGCACCUUUCAGCAUCGCUUGGCCUGUGUCCAGGAGUGCCCCUGUGUGUUGACAGUCUUGCUGCUGCAGGAGCUGGGGGUGGCCAGCACUGCCCCUGGGGUCAACCCAGUUCUUCUGGGAGAUGAGGGCCAGACCUUUAGACCUGGAGAUGAGCUGCACCCAGGCCAGAAGUUCCAAACUGUCUGUGGUAACUGCUCCUGUGUUCACGGGAAGCUGUCCUGUUCUGUGGAGGAAUGCUCCAGGCUCCGUGGCAGUGUCGGUCCCUGGGGCACGUGGAGCCUGUGUUCCCGCUCCUGUGGUGGGCUGGGUACCCGCUCCCGAACCCGCCAAUGUCUGCAUCCCACACUUGUUCCUGGUGGACUGGGUUGCCAUGGGCCCCUCCAGGACCUGGAACACUGCUUCAGCCCGGAUUGCCCUGGGGCUUUAGGGUCCACAGUGGAGCCGGAGCCGGAGACAGGCCUUGCAGGUGGCUGGGGCCCAUGGUCGCCAUGGUCUCCCUGUUCCCACAGCUGCACAGACCCUGCUCACCCUGCACGGCGCAGCCGCACACGUCUCUGCUUGGCCAACUGUACAGCGGGGGAGUCCUCACAAGAGCGCCCCUGCAACCUCCCUUCAUGUACAGCGCUGCCCCUGUGCCCUGGCUCUGGCUGUGUGUCGGGGAACUGUUCCUGGACAUCCUGGGCCCCAUGGGAGCCUUGCUCCCGCAGCUGUGGGGUGGGUCAGCAGCGUCGCCUACGCGCCUAUCAUCCCCCUGGGCCUGGUGGACACUGGUGCCCCGACAUCCUGACCGCGUACCAGGAGCGCCGCUUCUGCAACCUGCGUGCUUGUCCAGUGCCUGGGGGCUGGUCCCGCUGGAGCCCCUGGUCCUGGUGUGAUCGCAGCUGUGGAGGGGGCCGAUCCCUGAGAAGCAGAAGCUGCUCAAGUCCACCACCCAAGAACGGGGGAGCAUCCUGUGUGGGGGAGAGGCACCACAUCCGGUCCUGCAAUCCCAUGCCUUGCGAGGAAGGCUGCCCAGCAGGCAUGGAGAUGGUGAACUGUGCCAACCGCUGCCCGCGCAGCUGCUCAGACCUGCAGGAGGGAGUCACGUGUCAGGACGAGGCAUGCCAACCGGGCUGUCGCUGCUCUGAAGGGUUUCUGGAGCAGGAUGGUGGCUGUGUGCCAGCUGGGCACUGUGAAUGCACAGAUGCCCAGGGCCGCAGCUGGGCCCCAGGGAGCCAGCACCAGGACGCCUGCAACAACUGUUCUUGUCGGGCUGGGCAACUCUCCUGCACUGCUCAGCCCUGCCCACCUCCUGCCCACUGUGCCUGGAGCCCCUGGUCUGCCUGGAGUCCCUGCAGUCACUCGUGUGGAGCUCAAGGGCAACAGAGUCGCUUUCGGUCCUCCGCAUCAGGCUCGUGGGCCCCGGAGUGUCAGAAGGAGCAGUCACAGAGCCGACCUUGCCCCGAGGACCCCUGUCCACCCCUGUGCCUACAUGAAGCCCGCCUUCGUGCCCUGGGGGACACCUGGCUGCAGGGAGAGUGCCAGCAAUGUUCCUGCACCCCAGAAGGAGUGAUCUGCAAAGACACUGAGUGUGCAGUGCCCGGAGGCUGGACGUUGUGGUCCGCCUGGUCCCACUGCUCUGUCUCAUGUGGAGGUGGAAGCCAGGUUCGCACACGCUCCUGCGUGGUGUCAGCCCCUCAGCAUGGGAGCCUUCCUUGCCAGGGCCCAGACACCCAGACCCAGCAUUGUGGGCAGAAGCUGUGCCUGCAGCCGCAGGACACCUGCUCCUGGGGACCGUGGGGACCCUGUUCCCGCAGCUGUGGCACAGGCCUGGCUGCCCGCUCUGGGUUCUGUCCCUGUCUACUGACCAAAGAGGACUCCACCUGUAAUGGCACAUUCUCUCGCCUGGACACCCAGGCCUGCUACCCAGGGCCAUGCCAGGAGGACUGUAUGUGGAGUGACUGGAGCCGCUGGACGCGCUGCUCCUGUAAGGUCCUAGUACAGCAGCGUUACCGGCACCAGGUGCCAGCACCUGGCCAGCCUGGAGAGGGCGCCCCUUGCACACGUCUGGAUGGCCACUUCCGGCCAUGCACCAUUGGCAACUGCUCCGAGGACAGCUGCCCACCUCCCUUUGAGUUCCAGUCUUGUGGCUCCCCCUGUGCUGGGCUCUGCGCCACACAUCUGAGCCGUCGGCUUUGCCAGGACCUGCCGCCUUGCCAGCCUGGCUGCUACUGCCCUAAGGGCCUGCUGGAGCAGGCUGGGGGCUGCAUCCCCCCAGAGCAGUGUAACUGCUGGCUCACCUCAGGAGAGGGAGCUAGGGUGACCCUGGCCCCUGGCGACCGCCUGCAGUUAGGCUGUAAGGAAUGUGAAUGCCAGAGUGGAGAGCUGCAGUGUUCCAGCAGAGGGUGUGAAGGUCUUCUGCCUUUGACUGGAUGGUCAGAGUGGUCACCUUGUGGGCCCUGCCUGCCCCGAACUGCCCUGGCUCCUGCCUCCAGGACUGCCCUGGAGGGGUCCUGGCCUCUGAACACAUCAGGCCUGCCUUCAGCCUCAGUCACCCUGCUGGCUUCAGAGCAGUACAGGCACCGCCUCUGCUUGGACCCUGAGACCGGGAGGCCCUGGGCUGGAGAUCCUGCCCUUUGCACUGUGCCCCUCAGCCAGCAGCGCCUCUGCCCUGACCCUGGAGCCUGCAGUGACACAUGCCAGUGGGGUCCCUGGGGACCUUGGAGCCCCUGCCAAGUGCCCUGCAGUGGAGGAUUCAAGCUGCGCUGGAGAGAGGCAAGAGACAGCUCUGGAGGAGAAUGCCGAGGACCGUGGGCUCAAACAGAAAGCUGCAAUGUGGGGUCUUGCCCAGGAGAAAGCUGUGGGACUCAGGAAGCUGUGUUUACCCUUGACUGUGCCAACCAAUGCCCUCGCAGUUGUGCUGACCUCUGGGAUGGUGUUCAGUGUCUACAGGGACCCUGCAGCCCAGGCUGCCGAUGUCCCCCUGGUCAGCUGGUGCAGGAUGGACGCUGUGUCCCCAUCUCCUCGUGCCGCUGUGGCCUGCCCCCCAAUGCCUCACGGGAGCUGGCCCCCACACAGGUGGUGCAGCUGGACUGCCAUAACUGCACAUGCAUAAAUGGGUCCCUGGUGUGUCCAUACGUUGAGUGUCCAGUCCUGGGACCUUGGUCAGCAUGGAGUGAGUGCUCAGCUGUCUGUGGCAGGGGCACCACGGUACGCCACAGGAACUGUGAGGAGCGUCCCGAGGGUGUGCCAUGCCAGGCCCUGGACGUGCAGCAAUGGCAGGAGUGUAACCUGCAGGCCUGCCCUGAGUGCCCACCCGGGCAGGUGAUCAGUACCUGCGCCACUUUGUGCCCGAGCCUCUGCUCCCACUUGCAGCCUGGUACUGUCUGUGUGCGGGAACCCUGCCAGCUUGGCUGUGGCUGCCCUGGGGGACAGCUGCUCCACAAUGGCACGUGCAUUCCCCCUGCUGCCUGCCCCUGCACCCAGCUUUCCCUGCCCUGGCGCCUCACCCUACCCUUGGAAGAGCAGGCCCGGGAGCUGCCCCCAGGAACUGUGCUCACCGGGAACUGCACACACUGCACCUGUGAAGGUGGAGCCUUCGUUUGUGCUGUCACCGACUGUCAGGAGUGCCCUCCUGGGGAAAUAUGGCAGCAUGUUGCCCCUGGGGAGCUGGGGCCUUGCGAGCAGACAUGCCCGGAAACGAACAUGACACUGGCUUGGAGAAACUGCACCAAACAGGCUCCAGGCUGUGUGUGUCAGCUGGGGCACUUCCGCAGCCAGACAGGUCUCUGUGUUCCCGAAGACCACUGUGAAUGCUGGCACCGUGGGAGUCUCCACUUGCCUGGAUCUGAAUGGCAGGAGGCCUGUGAGAGCUGCCGCUGCCUUCAUGGGAGGAGUGUCUGCACUCGACACUGCCCAGGCCUCACCUGUGCUCAGGGCGAAGUGAUGGUGCAGGAGCCAGGGAGCUGUUGUCCCAUUUGUCAACAGGAUACUCGGGAGGAGGAGCCAGCCUCCUGCAGGUACCUCACAGAGCUCAGAAACCUCACCAAGGGUCCCUGCCACCUGGAUCAGGUAGAAGUGAGCUACUGCAGUGGACACUGCAGGUCCAGCACCAACGUCAUGACUGAGGAACCCUACCUGCAGAGCCAGUGUGACUGCUGCAGCUACCGUCUGGAUCCCGACAGCCCCGUGCGGAUCCUGCAUCUCCAUUGCCCGGACGGUCACACAGAGCCAGCGGUGUUGCCAGUGAUUCACAGCUGCCAGUGUAGUGCCUGCCAGGGUGGCGAUUUCUCAAAGCACUGACAUGCUCGGUUGGAUGCAUCCACUGCGGUCUCUCCUGGGACACUCUGUGGCACUCCCUGCUUCCUUCGGCGCCCCUUACCCAUCUCUGACCUGUGAACCAUGGUCUGGUGUUAGCAUAUUCCAAAUGAAGACAUGCUGGCAACUAAUGCUGAGAAACUCUCGUGAGCUCUCGUGAGCUCUCUAUUCCUGGUCCCAGCUGGAGGGGGAGUUCAGCCUGGACCUGAGCAGCACCUCUGGUGGGCUCACUAUGCAUUCAUCAUGGCACUCGCUGUGGCCUGAAUAAGCCCCCCCCCUCACUGCCCCAGUCUCCUCAGCUGUCGUAGGAAAGGGAUGAAUCUAGAGCCUGAGAGCUCCUGUAUUAGGCGUGAGUGUCCCCGGUCAUAUCCUUCAACCCCAUGGGAUUCCAUCACAAUACAGAAUUCUGGGACAUUCAGGCUACCCUCCUCUUGACAACAGUAUUAUUAAACUGUGAUUUAUAUGGUAAGAAACUAA